Molecule: messenger RNA, 3761 nt
Organism: Onychostoma macrolepis
Lineage: Eukaryota; Metazoa; Chordata; Actinopteri; Cypriniformes; Cyprinidae
Product: neurexophilin-1
Exons: 2
Coding region: 87-938 (283 amino acids)
Molecular function (GO): signaling receptor binding
Source: RefSeq, a predicted model, not a curated record
GACCGGGUCUCGGCUGUUUUGGAUACGGUACCGGAGGAACCGCGUCUUCUUGAACGGAGAGCUGUCGACAGCAGGACACCGACGAGAUGCGCUCCGACCACGGCUUCAUCAUGCUGCUCCUCAACGGGACAGCGUGCUUGCUGGCUCUAGGACAGGAAGAUACCCACUCGUCAUCUUCUUCCUUCCCCUCGUCUACGUCUAAGUCCUCCUCCUCAGCAGACUCCUCCAAAACUCUGGGGGUUCUGGGAUCUCAGGGUUCGAUUUCACCCCUGAGUCGCUGGGUGAUGCACAGCCGCGGACGUGCCGCCAACACUUCCACAAUGGAGCUGCCCUAUCGUUCGCCAGUGCCCUUUUCCAAACAGGAAUUUUGGGAGAUGCUGGGGAGCGAUCUUUUCAAAUCAGACACGGACGCAUCGGGGAACUCGCGUGUCAAGCGCCGCCCACCAAUCGUCAAAACUGGCAAAUUUAAGAAGAUGUUCGGCUGGGGCGACUUCUACUCCAACAUCAAGACAGUGCGCCUCAACCUGCUCAUCACGGGUAAGAUCGUGGAUCACGGGAAUGGUACCUUCAGCGUCUACUUCCGUCACAAUUCCACCGGCCAGGGGAACAUCUCAGUCAGCCUGGUACCUCCGGUGAAGGCUGUGGAGUUCGACUUGGAGCGCCAGAGCGUGGUCUACCCUAAAGACUCGAAGAUCUUCAACUGUCGCGUAGACUACGAGAAGGUGGACCGCAGCAAACGCACCUCACUCUGCAACUAUGACCCCUCCAAGACCUGCUUCCAGGAGCAGACACAAAGCCACGUGUCCUGGAUCUGCUCCAAACCCUUUAAGGUCAUUUGUAUCUACAUUUCCUUCUACAGCACAGACUACCGACUGGUGCAGAAGGUCUGUCCAGACUAUAAUUACCACAACGAGAUGCCCUACCUACCCUCAGGCUAGAGCUUUGUGGAGCAAUGGUCUGGGGCAAGGAGGGCUGGUUGGGGGGGAAGGAGUUGGUAUACAAAGGAACAGUUCUAUUACGGAUGUGAAGAUGAAUGUGCAAUGCUAAUAUGGGAGGGGGUUUUUUAAAGGACACAGAAGUCCUUUUCUAAAGACUCUUCAGAAACUUAUCACUGAGCUGAUAUGGAACACCCCCUCAUGACCUGAACAUCACAGGUGGUUCUCUAAAAGGUGAAUGUACAGUAUUCGAUGUGCUGCAGUUGAUGUCUUGAAGAACCUCUUAAGCAACCUGGCAAAUGUGACCUGCAAAAACACAUAUAUGCAAAACCAAAUGGUCAGGCCCAGGAGCUCAGGGUGGAAGUGUCCGCUACAUCAGUCCGAGUCCCUGAUUGGCUGCGCUCAUCAGUGUCCAGGGUUAUGAUCUUCUAAUUAACACAUAGGAACAAGAAAAUAUGAUGGUCACCACAAGCUGCUAUGCAGAGGUGGAAGACAUUGCUGAUUUGGUGUACACUCUUAAAAAUAACGGUUCUUUUAUUAGCAUCUAUGGUUCUUUAAUAUCAAUGGAACCUUCCCAUUGCACAAAAGGUUCUUUAGAGUGGAAAAUGGUUCUUUAAAUGAUUAAUUCACUGAAAGGUUCUUUGGGGAACCAAAAACUGUGGAUCCAUGACAUCGCUAAACCUUUACUUUUAAGAGUGUAGCUUGUUUUUCCAAAAACAAACACAGAUAACACAACCUAACACACAAAAUGAACACAGCAUGACUCACUGACACUUCUUUCACCUCUGUAUAUUAAACACAAAAACAAAGGAUGACACAAAAAGAAGACUAAAAAGAAAGCCAGUGCUGUACAUGCAGAAUGCAAAAGUCUAAGAGCAAAAUGACCAGAUUUCACAAAAAGAUAAAAGCCUCCCCCUCCCUAAUAUCAAUGAGAAAGAAUGAAAGCAGGAUAGAAAGCACUUUAAUUAAAAAUACAGCACCGAAAAAGAGAUGUUAAGUCUGCAUUGAACCCAAUCUCUCUAUUGUUCUGACUGUUAGGGAAAAGCAGAAAAGACGUUUUGUUUGGUCAGGAUUCCUGACUUUGUGCUGUGAUAACUGUUCUGCUGAACGCACGAUUGCUUCGUCCUUGUCUGAAUAUUCCCUUACAGUCAGCCGGUUUAUCGUUGAGAAAAAAACGAGAAAUAUCAUUAUGUUAAUUUUGCAUAAUUUAAUCACACUGCACUGGGAGAGCUUGCAUUACAUUAUGAGAUUUACCUGGCCAAGGCCUUCUCUGGAUGUAAAAUUACCACAUUAGAUGAACGGCAUUCAAGCUGACCUUCAAUGAACACACUGUUUAUUGAUAAUUGUUGUGAAGGAAAAUCAGUUAUAUAAAAUUCAAGUGGAUUUAGAUAAAAGAUGGGCAGACCUUUUAUGUUACAAGACAAAAACAGGCCAGGUGAACUUAAGUCGUCAGGGGAGAAAUGAUGGAAGAGGAAAGACAGAGAGGAAGGACGGAAAAUAAAAGACAACAGUGGGAGUGAUGACGUCUGCAGUGACGAGCAGGUUUACAUGACAGAGUAAAGAGGAGAAUGAAAGAGGAUAUGAAAGGGGAAAAAGGUGAUGCACAACAUGAGAAAAUGAACAGGAGAUGGACCGGGAACAAACAGAUGAGAAAGAGAGAAUGAAUAUUGGGGAGGGGAAGAGGAGAGAAUCGUGGAAAUAGACUGAAAAACAAACUCAGGAUGCUAAAUAGAGUAACAUAAAAGCACAAUAUGGAACAUCAAAGUGUCGUCUCACCGAGAGAGUUGGAGGGAAGAAGCUUUUUAUGAGCCCACAAAGGGAAAAAAAACCCUCUUUGCCUGAAGUUAAAUUCAGUACGGUGAAUACACCCCUGUGGGUUUCGACGCAAUUUAGAGAGUAACGAAGACGGAAAUAUCCUGCUGGAUAGAUCAGUUUAUCCAUGUUCUUAAAAGGCAUACAAUUUAUCUCCCUCUAAACUGAAAUGUAUUGUUUUACAUACAGGCAAAGCUUAGUAGAUGUCUGGAUUUUAUAUCACUUACAGCUAUCAUUCAUACAAUCCCACUUAAACCAUGUUGCGAUUCCUUCUCAGUGCUCAUUUUGCAGCCUGUAAUUGCUAAAGAACGUAGAAGAAGAGUCACCUGUGACUGCUCCAACAGGUCUGUGUCUGAUCUGUGUAAAUGAACGUUUGAUCCAGACUGUGUUGCUUUGAUCCGUCUCUGUUGCUUUCUAAACCGUGUCGAAAUGUUUGGCCAGUCUGGUCAUAUCAAAUUUGCCUCAGUCUAAUUCUCAGAACAGACACGUGAAAAUAAAACACCUCUGUCAGUGCUCCAGGCUUUGCCCAGUGCAGCAUGUCUCGUCUGCCCUGCUGGUGAACUGAGUGCCGGGGCUCACAGCUCUCUGCUCUCUUCUCCCUCAGGCGCUGGUCUGGUCUGAGCUUCCUAAUCUCCUGCAGCUUAACUACACUACCGCCUGCACACACACACACACAUACGUAAUGGCGUAAUUGCUCAACUUGCAGGACUUUUUCAUUAUUUUAUUAUUGAUUCUAUUUUGUUCGUUCUCUUUCAGUGGUUCAACUUCAUUUUGUUGAUGUCACUUUUUCCAUUCAGUCCUUUUGUUUGUUUGUUCUCUUUCAUUUGUUCAACUUCAUUUCAGUCAUUCUUGUUUUUGUUUGCUUUUUGACAUUCAUUUUUGCUCCUUCUGUCUUUUAUUUGUUCAUUCACUUUCUUUUUCAUUCAUUCAUUCUUUCUUUUGUUUGUAUUAUUUGUUCAGUUACAUUCAUUUGUUUUCAUUCAAUCUUCCUACAUUUUUCUCACUCCUUUUCAU